CACCACACAGUCCUCAGCUGCGGACGUACACACACAUACUACUGUGCGCCGAAACUUAUCACGGAGCCUUCCCAUACUUGUGUGAACCUUUGAACCUUACUGGUAUUUCUCACGGUGAACCGGUGAACCUAAAGUGCUAGUCUGAACCAAAGGAUUAACACUAUUGUGUAACAGAAUACAAGAAAAGACUCAAGAAGGGAAAGUGAAAAACGAGCAUUUGCAAUAUUUUAAUGUCUCAUAAAGCAGUGUCACUCGCCACCAACGCGAUGCUCUACAACUCAGUGGACAACUGCACCGGGGUCGAGGACAACAGCGUGAGGAUGAACAAGACAGACGAGCUCUCUGACUUCUCGUCUCAGUCCAUCCUGUGCGCCAUGGACCGCUUUGUGAAGGCAGUCAACCACAUGAACGAAACGGUCAUGGUGCCGUGCAGGCUGCUGGACGUGAACGUGGACUCCACCAAGAAUCCCAGCAACGUACCAACAAUGCUGCGAGGGAACAACAAGCCCUACAGUCUGUACAAUGUGCUCAACUCCAUCAAAAACGACCUCAUCUGGGGCCCCACAUCCAACGACGAUGACGAUAAUGAGAACAGCAGCGUAACCUCUCCAUUUAUCAACAACACACGGUGGUCAGACUCCGGGCCUGCGUCCACCACAGCAGACAACGUGAAGGGUCACUUCCGACGCCAGAGCACCUUGUCCAACAUAUCCAUGGCCUCUAGCACCUCAGACGGGGAGAGUGAGGGCUGCUUCGAGGGAAGUGAAGGUGGUGACUCUGGUCUGGAGGGAGAUGAGGGCGGCGAGGCUGUCAACAACGUGAUGGACUCCUUGAGAAAUCACCUGAUUGGACUUCACCUCUGUCUCAACAGUCUCACGGACACAGCCAGUUACAUCACUGAUCGCUACCAAGACGAAGUCAAUGCUUAAGGUGUCCCUGCCCUGGGUCAGCAAUAUGGCCCGCGACUCAGCCCUGGUGCACAAGUCCGCCUCGUACCCUCGUAACCAGGGCGAGACCCACUGUCUGUCGCGGUUUCCCAGCUACCUGCAGAGGCCGGUCCUCUCAUCUAGUCUGUGAUAGUGCACGUGCGCACAACCCCAGCACACGUGCACGCGCCCUGAUAGUAAACAUAAGUAAUGCAUAUCGCAAACCAGCAUCGUUGUCCCGGCACUACAGGUGUAUUAGGCAAAAUUAUCCUCACAUAUAUAUAUUCUUGACCCUCCCUUCUGCAUCACCUGUGGUUCC
This is a messenger RNA of Scylla paramamosain (green mud crab), 1245 nucleotides long. RefSeq names its product mid1-interacting protein 1A-like. The record is from RefSeq and is a predicted model, not a curated record. Lineage: Eukaryota; Metazoa; Arthropoda; Malacostraca; Decapoda; Portunidae. Gene Ontology annotation, cellular component: cytosol. The transcript has 3 exons. Gene Ontology annotation, biological process: regulation of lipid biosynthetic process. Bases 231 to 929 code for a protein of 232 amino acids.